AAGUGCUUACCGUCAAAUUUGCAGUUUACUCAUUUUUCUGUGAUUUGGUUGUCAUUUGCUGACAGCUACAUAAUCGAAUUACGGUGACUUCAUAUGUGAUUAAAUAUACGUCCUGUUUCUUUGUUCGCGACAUUUAAGGCGUACAGUCUCACCCAGCUGGCGUUAAAGUGGUUGGAAUGAGAUUUUUUCAGCAUUCUGUCGUAACAUUCACCUUUGCCGCUUGUGCGUCUUCUCUGAAAUAGUGAAAGCGCAGCAAAGAAAUAAUCAUAAAACGCCUCUAAAUUUAUAAGCAAUGACGGUUGCGGAGUUCUUCGGAUGCACGUUCUUGGCCUUUGGGCCUCCGCUGGCAAUGUUCAUCUUCACAAUUGCCCAUGAUCCCAUUCGAAUUAUAAUUUUAAUAGCGGCGGCAUUUGUAUGGCUACUGUCACUGCUGAUAUCUUCGACAUUUUGGUUUGCAAUUGUACCACUUCGGGAGUACUUGAGUUUCGGACUUGUUUUCUCAAUAUUUUUCCAAGAAGCGUUUCGCUAUGUAAUUUACAUAGUACUGCGGAAGACUGAGCGAGGUUUGCAGGAAGUUACCCAAAAUUCGAGAGUGACGGAGAAUAAACACAUUCUGGCAUAUGUGUCGGGGCUUGGAUUCGGCAUUAUAAGCGGUGCAUUCGCGCUGGUGAAUGUUCUGGCUGAUUCGGUGGGUCCGGCAACUAUGGGCCUGCUGAGCGGUACCAAUGUGUUCUUCAUCACAUCAGCCGCCCAAACGCUGUGCACCGUUCUCUUGCACACUUUUUGGAGCGUGAUCUUCUUCAACGCGCUGGACACUUCGCGGUACAGCCAUGUGGCGUAUGUAGUUAUUAGUCACCUGUUCGUUUCGUGUUUAACUUUAUUUAAUAAGCAAGAACUGUAUUAUGCCACGUUAAUUCCAAGCUACCUAGUUACGAUAUUAACUGGUAUUCUAGCGUUUAAAGUAGUGGGCGGGAGCUUAGUAACCGUUAAACGAUUUGUGACAUGCCAAUGAAUGCAUUGAAUCUAGGUUGAGUGAGGAUUGAGUCGCGUCUUGUUAACUAAAAUUAUUAAGAUUGAAGUAGGCAGGGAAAGAUUUUGUAAACCUUUGUCCUAGAAAUUCGUAAUGCUACAAGCUUACAAAUAACAUGUAAUGACAAUGUAAUUAGGCUUAAAAUAUACCGUUUAACGAAAUUUUUUUAAUCAAUUCUUAUCCGUGUAUAAGUGAUAGAGAAUAAGGCAAACAAUAAAAACUGGUAUUUCCUAAUAAA
Molecule: messenger RNA, 1268 nt
Organism: Hermetia illucens (black soldier fly)
Lineage: Eukaryota; Metazoa; Arthropoda; Insecta; Diptera; Stratiomyidae
Gene: aph-1
Product: gamma-secretase subunit Aph-1
Exons: 3
Coding region: 293-1012 (239 amino acids)
Biological process (GO): Notch receptor processing; positive regulation of catalytic activity; protein processing
Cellular component (GO): membrane; gamma-secretase complex; endoplasmic reticulum
Molecular function (GO): protein-macromolecule adaptor activity
Source: RefSeq, a predicted model, not a curated record